GAGGACCUCAUUCAGAUAAAUAUCCUACAGAGUCGAGCACCUCUUCACUCUCCAAAAAGGCAAAACCACAACUGGUGGCCAAAGCACCAUGGCUCCAUCACUUCUCGUGACAGCAGGAGGACUACUCCUGCUUUUUUCCUUUUCAUCAGCUCAAAUCAGAGGAGAUGGCCUUGCAGCAUGUAACAUGAGAGAUGGCUUUGGACAAUACUGCCCCACUACAUGUGGAGUUGCAGAAUAUAUGUGGAAGUAUCUACCAGGAGUGACUGAAGAUUUGGAUGAAAUGACAGCAGAAUUGGAAACGAUAGCCAAUUUGACUCAAGGGACAGAAGAAACAAUUGUGUUCAUGAAAGAUUCGGCUACCGCAGCCCAAAAGACAUCCCCGCCACACACAUACAUAAGCAAGUCUUCAAGUAUGUUGGAUGAUGUUCUUCGAUUUGAAAAGACCAUCAUUACACAGGAACAGCAAAUAUUUGAACUCCAGAAUUUAAUCUCCGACAACGAGAGAAGAAUGGCCGAUUUGAAACAAAUUGCCAUUCAGCUCCAACAGAAAUGCAGUGAGCCUUGUAAAGACACAGUGGAGAUCCAACCCAUUACAGGAGCAGAUUGUCAGGAUGUUGCUAACAAAGGUGCCACCACCAGUGGUCUUUAUUACGUGAAGCCAGCGAAGGCAACGGAGCAGUUCUUGGUCUAUUGCGAGAUUGACGACUCAGGACGUGGUUUCACUGUCAUACAAAGGAGACGCGAUGGCAGCCUGGACUUCCACAAAGACUGGGUGCAGUACAGGGAGGGCUUUGGUCAUCUCUCCCCAGACGACACCACAGAAUUCUGGCUUGGCAAUGAGAAGCUCCAUCUGCUGACGACUAGCUCAAACAUCCCCACCGUGAUGAGGAUAGAACUUGUUGACUGGGAGGGCAACAAAAAGUAUGCUGACUACACCAUGUUCAGAGUCGGGCCAGAGGUUGACAGUUACCGCAUGACCUACGGUUACUACUUUGGUGGGGAUGCAGGUGACGCUUUCGACGGUUUCGACUUUGGAGACGACCCCAGUGACAAGUUCUACACAGCACACAACGGCAUGCAGUUCAGUACUCAUGACAGGGACAACGACAGGUACGACGGCAACUGCGCUAAGCAGGACGGCUCCGGCUGGUGGAUGAACAGAUGUCACGCUGCGCAUUUGAAUGGAAAAUACUACCAGGGUGGCAGGUAUACAGAAAAGGAUGCGGGUGAAUAUGGCUUCGACAACGGCAUCAUUUGGGUGACAUGGCACAACCGCUGGUACUCUCUGAAAGAGACCACCAUGAAGAUUAUCCCCCUCAGUCGCAUCCUUGGAGGCGGCGGACAGCAAACUGGUGUGAAACAGUUUGGCGGACUUGGAGACGCAUAAAGAGGAGGAAAGAUCGCGCUCUGCACUUGUUAACACCUUCCAAACCAGCAAUCAAACAGCAUCCAAUCAGCACAAGUGAUGUUUGCUUCUGUUGGUGAUCUGACCCAAAAGAAUACUAAUGUUGACCUUUUCCUUUAUCUCCACUGUUGUUUUUAAGCACAAUAAAUGUAUUUCCCUUGAUAACUAUGGGGUGGUGUCUUUGAGCCUUCUUGCUGCUAGCCUUGUGAGCAAAAUUGAAUUGUUUAUCUGAAUGAAUUCAACCAAAAUAUACAGACAAAUGUAUGCAAAUGCAAUUAAACAUUUCUGAAAUAAAUGCCAUAUUAAAUGUC
Molecule: messenger RNA, 1716 nt
Organism: Cololabis saira (Pacific saury)
Lineage: Eukaryota; Metazoa; Chordata; Actinopteri; Beloniformes; Belonidae
Gene: fgg
Product: fibrinogen gamma chain
Exons: 9
Coding region: 89-1387 (432 amino acids)
Biological process (GO): blood coagulation; protein polymerization; platelet activation
Cellular component (GO): fibrinogen complex
Molecular function (GO): signaling receptor binding
Source: RefSeq, a predicted model, not a curated record